This is a messenger RNA of Paramacrobiotus metropolitanus, 981 nucleotides long. RefSeq lists its product as uncharacterized. Gene Ontology annotation, molecular function: DNA-directed DNA polymerase activity; nucleotide binding; DNA binding. Lineage: Eukaryota; Metazoa; Tardigrada; Eutardigrada; Parachela; Macrobiotidae. Gene Ontology annotation, biological process: DNA replication. The record is from RefSeq and is a predicted model, not a curated record. The transcript is spliced from 2 exons. The coding region runs from base 25 to 543 and encodes 172 amino acids.
UGUGCGACUUGCUCGUUAUUCUAUAUGCCGGAGGAAAACCAUGUGUGUUAUAUGAAACCCGUGGAAUUUACGGAUAAAGAAAAGGCCAAGCACCAUAACGACAAGCUGGCAUACUUUGACCUGGAAACAUAUCAAGACGAGAGUGGAGAAUUUAAAGUCAACCUAGCGGUGAUCGCGACAAAAAAUGAAAAAUUUAUUCUUCCAGAAAACGGUAAUAUUAACGGCGACAUUUCACAAGAACUUGGCGAUUUCAUUUUCAGUGAGCGUUUCCGUGGCUACACAUUUAUGGCGCACAAUUUGAAGGGAUUUGAUGGAUACUUCAUUUUGAAUUAUCUCGUGAAAAACGGCGUUAUUCCACGUCCGCUUAUUUUCAACGGGAGCAAGGUUAUGCAGAUGGACGUGCCCAAACUCAAAAUAAAAUUUCGUGACUCUAUGAACUAUGUACCAUCAUCGUUAAAAAUUUUGCGAAAGCAUUUGGUUUGCAAGAAACCAAAGGAGAUUUCCCACACAAACUUAAUAAGCCUGAAAACUGGAAUAAAAUAAUUGCUUGGCCCGAUCGUCAUGACUAUGGCUAUCAGUCUAUGAAAAGAAAGAACGAAAGCGCUUCAUGAAAUGGUACCGCAAAGAGCGACGCCGUCACAGGAACAAAUUCGACUUUAAUGCACACUUUAUCAAGUAAGCUAAACCCUUAUGCUAUUUACAGAAUCGAACUUAUCCGAUUCGUUUUAGGUAUUGCUCACAAGAUGUCCUCAUUUUGCAACAAGCGUGCGAAAAAUUUCGAGCGCUUUUCCAACAGGUAACCGAUGGAUUAUGCCCAUUUGCGUCUGGACUAACCACACCCGGCAUGUGCAAUUACUUUUGGAGAGCGCGAAUGCUGAAGGAAAACCAAAUUGCGUUGAUCGGCCCUCCUGGUCAGGGCAAAAAGUCAUCUGUCAAAGGAGAGCGUUGGCUACGCUGGAUUGAAAUGGAAAAUGAUGUAAA